Molecule: messenger RNA, 1585 nt
Organism: Prunus dulcis (almond)
Lineage: Eukaryota; Viridiplantae; Streptophyta; Magnoliopsida; Rosales; Rosaceae
Product: putative pectinesterase 63
Exons: 4
Coding region: 248-1378 (376 amino acids)
Biological process (GO): cell wall modification
Molecular function (GO): pectinesterase activity
Source: RefSeq, a predicted model, not a curated record
CAAACACAUUCCAAAACAAAACAGGAUAGUUUUUAGGAAACUUUAAGUGUUUGGUAAUUUUGUGCUUUAGUUGCUUUCCCAUUUGGAUUUGCGCUUUGUUUUUCCUUUGUUAACUAGAUUUUCCUUAUGCUUCCUGGUUGAAUCAGGAUUUCCGAUUCAUAGUAGUACCUAUAUAUAUUACGCCUAGCUUAAUUAGAUUUGUGUGUGAUUCCAUUGAAACUUUGAGGCACAGCCUUCGCGAUAACAGAUGGCUGGAAAAAUGAUGCAUGCAGCUGGGUUUAUAAUUAUAACAAUUCUCCUCGCUGGUAGUACCCCCGCCGUUGCCAACGAUUCGACACCAAUACCUGCCGAUGGUUCCCAAGUCGGCAGCUGGUUCGAUAACAACGUGAAGCCGUUAACAGAACGCAAGGGCACGCCUGAUGCCGCCAUUGUGACGGCUGAGGAGGGGCCAAAACUCAUCAAGGUCAUGAAAGAUGGAAGUGGAAACUUCAAAACCCUCACGGAGGCCAUUAACAGCAUCCCUGAGAGGAACACCAAGCGUGUGGUUGUGUACAUUGGAGGUGGAGUGUACAACGAGAAAAUCAAAAUUCCACAAAAUAAACCAUUUGUAACGUUGUAUGGAUCGCCAAACAAUAUGCCAAACUUGACGUUUGAUGGCACGGCUCAGAAGUAUGGUACUGUCUAUAGUGGCACAUUGAUUGUGGAAUCUGAUUAUUUUAGGGCUGCUAACAUUAUCGUGAAAAAUUCGGCGCCGGAGCCAGAUGGGAUAAGGCCAGAUGCGCAGGCAGUUGCAUUGCAUAUCUCCGGGGACAAGGCAUCCUUCUACAAUUGCAAAUUUUUUGGAUUUCAGGACACUCUUUAUGAUUACAAGGGCUUGCAUUUCUUCAAGGACUGCUACCUUCAAGGCACCGUAGAUUUCAUCUUUGGAAAAGGAAAAUCUCUCUACUUGAACACUGAGAUACGUGUCCCAGAACGGAAUAUGACCGUAAUAACGGCACAACAAAGAGAGAGUGCUUCGGAGGAUAAUGAAUUUUCAUUUGUGCACUGCAAAAUAACUGGCACUACAUGUGUGGGGGGUACAUACUUGGGCAGGGCUUGGGGGAGCAGCCCCACCAUGGUGUUUGCCUACACCGACAUGGCCAACGUUGUCCAUCCGGAACGAUGGAGCAACUUUGGCCACCCUGAACGUUCCAACAAUAUGUUCUAUGGAGAGUUUCAGAAUUCAGGCCCAGGGUCAAAUAUAAGCAGGAAAGUAUGCUACACCAAAAAGCUAAGCGAUGCAAAAGCCAAAUCUUUCAUCAACCUUGGCUAUAUUCAGGGUUCCAAAUGGUUUCUUCCUCAUUCAAAUAUAGGAUCCAAACUAUAUAGUAUUGUUUAAGAAUAUAGGAAAUAUAUAUAGAGAGUUUCCCUUUUUCUUUUCCUUUUUUGGUCAAAUAGUUUCCUUAUUUAUUAGGUGAGAUUGAGCAAGCCUCAUACACAUAUGCAUGGUUCAUGCAAAGACCGCUGCCAAUCCUAUACAUACAAUACAUGUACAUCUUAUUCUUAUACACGAAUUUUCAUACGGAAUAGAAAAAAAAAAACUCAU